Notothenia coriiceps (black rockcod) is the source of this 1821-nucleotide messenger RNA. RefSeq names its product chondroadherin-like protein. The annotation marks the transcript as partial. NCBI's taxonomy places the organism in Eukaryota, Metazoa, Chordata, Actinopteri, Perciformes, Nototheniidae. Gene Ontology annotation, cellular component: plasma membrane. Gene Ontology annotation, molecular function: protein binding. The transcript is spliced from 7 exons. The record is from RefSeq and is a predicted model, not a curated record.
CCGCUCUUCCAGGGCCUGCAGAACAUAAAGUGGCUUCGUCUCAGCCGUAACUCCCUGAACAACUUGGCCCCCGAGGCGUUCACCGGCCUGUUCACGCUCAGCCGCCUCAGCCUGGACCACAACGAGCUGCAGUUCUUCCCCACGCAGACCAUGAGCAGACUCCCUGAGGUCACGCGUCUGGACAUGAGCCAUAACCCCAUGACCUACCUGGGUGAAGAGUCCGUCUCCAUGGUGAAGCUCACUCACCUGUACCUGGACCACAUGUCCCUGCAGGACCUUUCUGAUCAGGCUCUGUCCCGGGCCCCCCUCCUCUCUCACCUGGACCUCAGCCACAACCAGCUGCGGUACCUGGAGCCCCUGAAGGGUCCGUAUGAGCUGAAAAGCCUCAACCUGACAGGCAACCCCUUGUAUUGUAACUGCUUCAUGCGGCCCCUGAGGGAGUGGGCGAGGGUCCGUAAUGUGAAGCUGCUGGGGGCCUGUGUGGGGCCCCCCCACCUCUCACAGGAGCCCCUGCAGAGCGUGGCUCCUCUGGAUCUGCGCUGCCGCAGCCGGGGGGAAGUUCUGAAGGAGGAGUUUGAGUUGGAGCCCACAGAGAGCGCCCCCCCCACAGCGAAGCCCAAACAGAAAGGGAAGUGUCCGGAGAACUGCGACUGCGAUGUUGAAGCUCAGCACGCCACCUGUGAGGAUCGGGGUCACACCAAAGUCCCGCGAGGUUUCCCUGCCAAGACGCAGAUGCUCGACCUCCGCAGUAACCACUUCCACCACCUCCCUGCCAACAGCUUCCCCGGCACCAGCCAGGUGGUUUCUCUUCAUCUGGAGUUCUGCAAAAUCCACGAAAUCGAGGGCGGGGCCUUUCGGGGAAUGAAGAGCCUGUUUUAUUUGUAUCUUUCGGAAAACGACAUCACGUCUUUGGACCCUGGAGCGUUCUCUGGAGCCCCAAAGCUCAACUACCUUCACCUGGAAGGGAACCGACUGCUACAAUUUCCAGGAUCAGCUCUGGCUCUCUUACCAAGUCUGUUCGUGUUACACCUGGAGAGAAAUGCCAUCUCCAAACUAGAACCCGCUGGUUUGCUGUCCUCGAAAACCCCUAAACUCAGAGAGCUUUACUUGACCAACAACACCAUAACUUCAGUUGCAAAGGGUUCUCUGGACUCUGCUUUCCUCGGUACACUUCACCUGGAUUCAAACCAGCUGAAGGAGAUUCCUACCCACGCUCUGUCCCAGGCCACGAACCUAGAGGAGCUCAACCUGUCGCAGAAUUCAAUCCGCUACGUGGGACCAAAUGCUUUCCAGUCCAUAUCUCAAAGUCUGAAGAGGCUCUACAUGGAUCAGAUGGGCGUGGAGAAGAUGUCCCUGGACGCUCUGAGAGGGCUCGGUCCGGGGCUGAAGGCUCUGACUGUGAGAGGGAACCAGCUGACGGAGCUUCCUGACCUGAGCCCCCUCACCGGCCUGGAGGUGGUCGACCUCAAGGAAAACCCCCUGCUGUGCGACUGUGCUCUGCUGCCACUACGAAGGUGGAUGGAAAAGCUUAAGUUUGAGGUGAUCGCGACCUGUGGGCAGCCUCUUGAGAUAAGAGGUCAGAAGGUCAGGGACCUUUCUGUGUUCAAGUCCUGCACAGAAAGCGUAUCUCCUCCAGAUGAGAAGGUUGUUACGGCCCCCAGACUACCAAAACUCAAGAAACCCAAAGCCAGUGUCUCAAAGGUCUCUGGAGUCAAAGCUAGACCUGCAAAACCAAAAGCCAAACUACCAAAACCCACCAAGAAAAAACCUCAAAGGAAACCUGUGGCACCAAAAGUGACAAAGAACCAGAAGAUACUGUAA